Molecule: messenger RNA, 1926 nt
Organism: Olea europaea var. sylvestris
Lineage: Eukaryota; Viridiplantae; Streptophyta; Magnoliopsida; Lamiales; Oleaceae
Product: histone deacetylase 19-like
Exons: 7
Coding region: 112-1512 (466 amino acids)
Molecular function (GO): histone deacetylase activity
Source: RefSeq, a predicted model, not a curated record
UCUCUCAUAGAGAGACGCUUCCAGACCCGCUUCACCAAUUGUUCUUGACUUCAAUAGAAAGUUUCAAAUUCUGCAGCAGCUUUUGUUUUAAUAGAUUUUGGUAUUCAGGCCAUGGAAGCUGGAGGUAAUUCUUUACCAUCUGGACCUGAUGGAGUGAAGCGUAAAGUUAGUUAUUUCUAUGACCCUGAGGUUGGCAAUUACUACUAUGGCCAAGGUCACCCAAUGAAGCCGCACAGGAUUCGCAUGACGCACGCUCUUCUUGCCCACUAUGGAUUACUGCAGCAUAUGCAUGUUCUAAAGCCCAAUCCAGCCAGAGAGAAAGAUCUUUGCAGAUUUCAUGCUGAUGAUUAUGUUUCUUUCUUGAAGAGCAUCACCCCAGAAACACAACAGGAUCAGCUAAGGCAGCUGAAGAGAUUUAACGUUGGUGAAGACUGCCCGGUGUUUGACGGUCUCUAUCCUUUCUGUCAAACCUAUGCCGGUGGUUCUGUUGGUGGGGCAGUGAAGUUAAAUCAUGGACACUGUGAUAUAGCAAUUAAUUGGGCUGGUGGAUUACAUCAUGCUAAGAAAUGUGAGGCUUCUGGUUUUUGCUAUGUGAAUGAUAUAGUGCUGGCAAUUUUGGAACUGCUCAAGGUUCAUGAGCGUGUUUUAUACGUGGACAUUGAUAUUCAUCAUGGUGAUGGUGUUGAGGAAGCAUUUUAUACUACAGACAGGGUGAUGACUGUGUCUUUUCAUAAAUUUGGAGAUUACUUUCCUGGUACAGGGGAUAUACGAGAUACUGGAUAUGGAAAGGGGAAAUAUUACUCCCUUAAUGUUCCACUAGAUGAUGGAAUCGACGAUGAAAGCUAUCAGUCUUUGUUUAAGCCAAUAAUGGGUAAAGUGAUGGAAGUUUUUAAGCCUGGUGCUGUAGUUUUACAAUGUGGGGCGGACUCUCUGUCUGGAGACCGAUUGGGCUGCUUUAAUUUGUCAAUUAAAGGUCAUGCAGAGUGUGUCAAAUAUAUGAGAUCUUUUAAUGUGCCACUACUCUUGCUUGGUGGAGGUGGCUACACAAUUCGGAAUGUUGCUCGCUGCUGGUGUUAUGAGACAGGCGUGGCACUUGGGAUUGAAUUAGAUGAUAAGAUGCCACAACAUGAAUAUUACGAGUAUUUUGGUCCAGAUUAUACUCUUCAUGUUGCUGCUAGUAAUAUGGAGAAUAAGAAUUCUUGGCAUUUGUUGGAAGACAUCAGAGCCAAGCUCCUUGAUUAUCUUUCAAAGCUUCAACAUGCACCAAGUGUGCAGUUCCAGGAGCGACCACCGGAUACGGAUCUUCAAGAGGCAGAUGAAGAUCAAGUUGGCGAAGAUGAAAGAUGGGACCCUGAAUCUGACAUGGAUAUUGAUAAUCAACGUAGGCCUUUGCCUAGCAGAGUAAAGACAGAAUUUCUUGAACCUGAAGCAAAAGAUGUGGGCGACAACAUGAAAGAAGAUGAACAUAACAGGGAAGCAGAAAGCAGGCAUUCUCAGGGACCUCUUGCUUAAAGGUGUAGCUUUAUGUGUGAUUUUGCAAAAGUCUUUUUCAGGGCGACAACGUGAAAUAAGAUGAACGUAACAGAGAAGCAGAACGUGGACAUUCUCAGGGACCUCUUGCAUAGAGGUGUUGCUUUAUGUGCGACUUCGCAAGUCUUUCGCCCCCUUAGCAUUUCAUGAGGGUAAAAAUUUAAUUUCCGUAAGUCUACGAGGAGUUGGAAAACUGAAUUUGGAUUGCAAACCCAGAGAAGAUAUUUUUAUUUUAUGUAUGUGUUAUCAAGCCUGUUGGUGAGGACAAAAUGUUGUAUGGGUGAAUUUAUUUGAAUUUUAGCAACAUUCGAAUUGUCUCAAUCUCUUUUUCUUCCACUUCAACUCUGUGUUUCCAAUUAUUUCACUUUUAAUAUUAAGGGUCUGUUUGAUUGGGAA